GUUCACACUUGCUUCUGCCCUCUAACACGCAGAGCCAGCACAGCUAUACAAGAUGGCGUCAGAAAGCAAAGCGGGGCCUAUGCGUGUCCUGGUGACUGGUGGAUCUGGGUUGUUGGGAAAAGCCAUCGAGCAUGUGGUGCAGCAGCAAGGUGGGAAACUGGAAGGAGAAGAAUGGAUCUUCCUCUCUUCUAAGGAUGCUGAUCUUGUAGAUGUUGGGCAGACCAGGGCUGUGUUUGAGAAGUAUCGUCCCACUCAUGUCGUCCACCUGGCUGCAAAGGUCGGAGGACUCUAUCAGCACAUGAGGGAGAACCUGCACUUUCUGAGGGACAACAUCAAAAUGAAUGACAAUGUGCUACAAACAGCUCACGAAAUGGGCGUCUCCAAGGUAGUGUCUUGCCUGUCCAGUUGUAUCUUCCCCGACAAAACCACAUACCCCAUCGAUGAGACCAUGAUACACAACGGACCACCGCAUGACUCCAACUUUGGAUACUCGCAUGCUAAAAGGAUGAUUGAUGUUCAGAACAGGGCCUACUUUCAGCAGUAUGGUCAUCGGUACACAGCGGUCAUCCCGACCAAUGUGUUCGGCCCCUUUGACAACUUCAACAUAGAAAAUGGUCACGUGCUGUCGGCUCUCAUUAACAAGACGUACAAGGCCAAAAAGGAAGGAACUCCUGUGACUGUAUGUGGCUCUGGAGCUCCGAGGAGACAGUUUGUCUACUCUCUGGAUGUGGGUCGUCUAAUCAUUUGGGUCCUGAGAGAAUAUGAAGAGAUUGACCCCAUUAUCCUCUCUGUGGGUGGAGAGGAUGAAAUCUCAAUCAAAGAGGCCGUGGACUUUAUUGCAGAGGCUCUGGACUUCAAGGGCAACAUGCACUUUGACACCACCCUGUCUGAUGGCCAGAUGAAGAAGACCGCCAACAAUGCCAAGCUAAGACGCUACCUCCCGGACUUCACCUUUACACCGCUUAAAGAAGCAAUAAAGAUGACCUGCGACUGGUUUGUGGACAACCCUGACAUUGCCCGGACAUAAAGUGACCGGAGCUGAAAAUGAACACCAUUCCAAUUCAAUAUUGGUUUAUAAAAUUGCUGAACAUAUUCUGUCUUGCACUGGAGCAUCUUUAUCUUUUAAUCUCUAUGGAAUUCCACAUCAAUGUAAUAUUAAGAGUAAUUAAUUAAUUAAUUAAUUAAUUAAUUAGAACUUACUUUGUACAACGGGGACAAAGGGAUGUAAAGCAUCGACCAGAUAAGUCUAAAAGUUUAAUACAACUCUAACAAUUGGGGAAACCAUAACGCGUUUAUCUGCUAUUUUAAUUCAGCUAUUAUAAAAUUUUAAUUCUGC
Molecule: messenger RNA, 1336 nt
Organism: Cottoperca gobio
Lineage: Eukaryota; Metazoa; Chordata; Actinopteri; Perciformes; Bovichtidae
Product: GDP-L-fucose synthase-like
Exons: 11
Coding region: 53-1027 (324 amino acids)
Biological process (GO): nucleotide-sugar biosynthetic process
Molecular function (GO): GDP-L-fucose synthase activity
Source: RefSeq, a predicted model, not a curated record